Messenger RNA from Dioscorea cayenensis subsp. rotundata (Guinea yam), 1134 nucleotides. Its product is annotated as protein trichome birefringence-like 26. Gene Ontology annotation, molecular function: O-acetyltransferase activity. Gene Ontology annotation, cellular component: Golgi apparatus. The record is from RefSeq and is a predicted model, not a curated record. Lineage: Eukaryota; Viridiplantae; Streptophyta; Magnoliopsida; Dioscoreales; Dioscoreaceae. The transcript has 2 exons. The coding region runs from base 1 to 870 and encodes 289 amino acids.
AUGGGCAUUCAUUGGAGAUCUCCAUUACCAAAACCAUGUGCACUCUUACUCUGCCAACUUUCUCAGGUAGAAGAACCUCAAAUUUUAUAUCAUGACCAAUCCUUCGACAUAAUAACAUUUUACUUUCCAUCUCACAACUUCACAAUCUAUGAGAUUUGGGCUCCACUUUUGGUACAAUAUGAAACUAUUGAUAACGCGGGUGAUUCCUCUCAAAAGUAUAUGAACCUUCAUCUUGACAUCCUGGAUAGCAAGUGGACCAGAUUCUAUAACCAAUAUGACUAUAUGGUGCUCUCGGGCAGCCCGUGGUUCUACAAACCAAGCAUUAUAUUUGAGAAAAGUGAAGUCAUUGGUUGCCAUUACUGUCCUGGCUUGGAACUAAAAGAAUAUGGGGCUGCUAGGGCUUAUCGGAAGGCACUUCAAUUGACUCUCAACUUCAUUGCUGCAUCUGAACACAAGCCCUUUGUCAUUGUUAGAACAUGGCCACCAAGCCACUAUGAAGCUGGAGACUCACCUACUGAAAGAGUUUGCAAUAGGACUAAGCCAUUCAGAGAAGGGGAAAUAAGUGGUGCUCCUGCAGACCUUAACAUGAGGGAAGUUGAAAUUGAGGAGUAUGAGAAGGCUGCACCCAUUGGAGCAAGGAAUGGGGUGAGAAUCGAGCUUCUUGAUUUUUACCAUCCUUUCCUCUUGCGACCUGAUGGGCAUCCAGGUCCUUACGGUACUUACCAUCCAUUUGAUGGUGGUAAAAAGCAGAAUGAUGAAAACGACUGCAUUCAUUGGUGCUUGCCAGGUCCUAUUGACAAUGUGAAUGACAUGCUAAUGAAGAUGGUCAUCAAUGGAGAUAUUCAUGACUCCGCUUCUGCUAUGCUCUAGAUUAAUGCAGGACCCUCCCGGCGGUAAUUUAAUUUUCAGUGUCUGGAUAAAUGCUGCAUAUGCUCAAGAUUCUGUUUCCGUUGGGUUUCUGUUCUGAUGCUCAUUAAGACUAUAUAACUCCAAGGACCUAUAAUGCUCCAUUACGAGAGAAACACUUCUCUCUCAUACUCAUUUAUGUAUGACAGUCUUCAUUCAUAUAUAUAUAUAUAUAUAGCUACAUGAUCCAAGAAUAAAGAAGGCCCAGAAUCAAGUGCUUUAUAUGGA